AUGGUGGCCAUAGACUUCACACGGUCUAACCUUGGUCAGACAAAUCCCAAGUCCAUGCACAGUGUUGUGCACAUGGAGGAGGAGACAGCAUAUGCAACGGCUAUCAGAUCACUUGGCGAGGUUAUGUCUGUCUACGACAAUGACAAGUGUUAUCCUAUCUAUGGCUUUGGGGCCAAGAUACCACCAUCACAUUCCGUGGUGUCCAACUGUUUUGCUUUGACCGGCGAUUUUUUUCAGCCAGAAGUUGAAGGUGUUGAAGGUAUGCUUAAAGCAUACCAUCGCGCCUUGCGAAUUUGCCACUUGCAUGGACCAUCCUACCUAGCCGCAGCUCAGCUGCACUUUCAGACUGGCACUGGCUUUCAACUUCCAAGCCUACCAGACCGCUAUAAUAUGGUAUUUAUUAUAUCAUAG
Messenger RNA from Symbiodinium pilosum, 411 nucleotides. The record is from the annotation of a GenBank genome assembly. Lineage: Eukaryota; Dinophyceae; Suessiales; Symbiodiniaceae.